Messenger RNA from Triticum aestivum (bread wheat), 1717 nucleotides. Its product is annotated as cytochrome P450 87A3. Gene Ontology annotation, biological process: multicellular organism development; sterol metabolic process; brassinosteroid homeostasis. The record is from RefSeq and is a predicted model, not a curated record. The transcript has 9 exons. Bases 144 to 1604 code for a protein of 486 amino acids. Gene Ontology annotation, molecular function: monooxygenase activity; oxidoreductase activity, acting on paired donors, with incorporation or reduction of molecular oxygen; iron ion binding. NCBI's taxonomy places the organism in Eukaryota, Viridiplantae, Streptophyta, Magnoliopsida, Poales, Poaceae.
AACCUAGCUAGUGUUAUCCGUUAGCCGAUGCGGGGUUGGCUGGCUUUCGAUCGAUCACACGAGACAUGUAGAGAUGGACGCCUUGGCGGCCAUGCACUGUAUUUAGUUCGUCGUUUACACGCGCGUUUUCAACCUAGGUAGAGAUGGAACCCGUGGCGGGGCUCUCGGCCCUUGCGGCGGUGGCGCUGCUGCUGCUGCUGCUAAGCGUGCACCGGUGGAGGAACCCUCGGUGCAACGGCCGGCUCCCGCCGGGGUCCAUGGGACUCCCGCUCGUCGGCGAGACGUUCCAGUUCUUCUCCCCCGACGCCUCCUUCGACAUCCCUCGCUUCAUCCGAGACAGGCUCACGAGGUACGGCCCGAUCUUCAAGACGAGCGUGGUGGGGCACCCGGUGGUGGUGUCGGCGGACGAGGAGCUAAACCACAUGGUGUUCCAGCAGGAGGGGGAACUGUUCCAGAGCUGGUACCCGGACUCGUUCGUGGAGAUCCUCGGCCGCGACAACGUCGGGGAGCAGAAUCGUACCAUGUUCAAGUACCUCAAGAACGUGGUGCUCAGGUACUUCGGCCCGGAGAGCCUCAAGGAGUCCAUCCUCCGCGACGUCCAGCGCGCCGUCUGCAGCUCGCUCUGCACCUGGUCCACCCUGCCGGCCGUCGAGCUCAAAGAAGCCGUCUCCACCAUGGUGUUUGAACUUUCCGCGAGCAAGCUGCUAGGCCUGGAGCCGUCGAGGUCCAAGGUUCUACGGAAGAGCUUCUUCGACUUCGUUCGAGGGCUCAUCUCCUUCCCGCUCUACUUGCCAGGAACAGCUUACUACGCAUGCAUGCAGGGACGGAUGAGUGCAAUGGAGGUGCUGCAGCAGGUUCUGGAGGAGAGGACGAGAUCGGCUGAGGCGGCCGGAGGAGGGGAAGCACGGUGCCACGGCGACUUCCUGGACUACGUCGUGCAGGAGAUCACCAAGGAGAAGCCGGUGCUGACGGAGGGAAUGGCGCUGGACCUCCUGUUUGUGCUCCUCUUCGCCAGCUUCCACACCACGUCGCUGGCCAUCACCCUGGCCGUCAAGCUCCUCACCGACAACCCUCGCGUCCUCGAGGAGCUCAUGGUGGAGCAUGAAACGAUUCUGAACCAGCGUGAGGCAGGCGGCGAGUCUGAUGGAGACAGAGUUACAUGGAAAGAGUACAAAUCCAUGACAUUCACAUCCCAGGUGAUAAACGAGACGGUCCGACUGGCCAACAUUGCGCCUGGCAUCUUCAGAAAGACACUGAAAGAUGUACAGUUCAGAGGAUACACAAUUCCAGCUGGAUGGGGAGUGAUGGUCUGCCCUCUCGCGGUGCACCUGAAUCCAGAUAUCUACCCUGACCCGCUCACCUUCAAUCCUUCAAGGUUCAAGGAUAAACUAGAGGCAAACCGUGGGUCAAGACACUUCAUGGCUUUCGGAGGAGGUCUCCGGUCCUGUGUUGGAGCAGACUUCAGCAAGCUACAAAUGGCCAUUUUCCUUCACUUUCUUGUCACCAAAUAUAGGUGGAUACAACUAGGUGGAGGCAAGAUAGUCCGGUGUCCAGGGCUGGAAUUUCCUGAUGGUUACCUCAUUCAGAUCAGACAGAGAGACUAAUCAACACCUGCUUUCAAGUCAUGCUAGCAGUAGGAAAAGCUUAUAUCACACGUGUACAAUUGUUCUAGCAUGUUGUUUGAUGAAAUAACAGUUGUGCAGAAGUAUUUCUAUUC